This is a messenger RNA of Sitodiplosis mosellana (orange wheat blossom midge), 4567 nucleotides long. It is a transcript of the gene INPP5E, whose product is annotated as inositol polyphosphate 5-phosphatase E. The record is from RefSeq and is a predicted model, not a curated record. Gene Ontology annotation, molecular function: phosphatase activity. Lineage: Eukaryota; Metazoa; Arthropoda; Insecta; Diptera; Cecidomyiidae. The transcript is spliced from 4 exons. Bases 1875 to 4076 code for a protein of 733 amino acids. Gene Ontology annotation, biological process: phosphatidylinositol dephosphorylation.
GAACAUUAUAGUCGUGUUGCUACCAUGUGGUCUAUUGUUUAUUCUCUGGUGCCAUGUGAGCGAACGACUAGAGAUAGUGUUCGGUGACGGAGAGAGAGCGCGCGUUCGCGUAAGUGUUCUUAUGUACAUAUAAACAAAAAAAAAUCGUCGCCAGUUUCUCGAUUCCUUGAAAAGUUUAUAAUAUUUUUUUUUAAAUCCGCUCCGUACACACAUCCUUAAAUAAGUAGUUUUGUCGAGGUUGUUGGGCCUGCGGCGUGUUUGGAAUACAAUAGAAAUGUUUUUUUCUCCGCGCUAAAGUUGUGUGUUAAGAAUAGAAUUUCUGUUAUUUCAAAGUGAAAAAAUGAAAGAAAAACACGGAAAAUGUCGCGUAUUUAAUAUUUCAAAUUUGAAUGUUUGAAUCAGAACAAAAGAGGCGCUGCUUAAGUGGAUUACGUAAAAAAAAAUAUUUUUUUGAUAUGUAUGUGAUCAUCUGUUUUGUGACUUGUGUAUUGGAUGUCAGCAUCCCACUACAGUAGUAGAACGGCACAUAUUUGCACAAAAGGUCGAACAAAAAAAAUCAUUUGGUACACAAUCCAUUCGCAAUCGAACGAAAGAAGAAAAAAAUUGUCAUCCUCCAAAUAUCUCCGAAAAUUCCCAGCUAUUGACACACACACACACACACACACACACACACACACACACAUCCUCAAUCCGUUCUCAGCCGAAGUAAACACAAACAAUUUUAUUCUGCGGAAGCCCGUUCCUUCUGUUUGAAGAAAAAUAUUCGAAUACACCAUGUAUUUUCAGACUAAAAUCAAUAAAAACACCUAGCCAAAAAUGUGAAAUUCAACUGACGAAAUGUGCCCAUAAAAUGUUUAAAUUGUAACAACGUCUGAAGAGAGCUGUUGUGAUGAAAAAAAAAAGAUAUACAUAAAUCGUAUACACCUUUAAGUACCGUCGUGUUUGAAGUCAAUUCGUCUUGUUUGCGAAAGCGGGAACAUACAACACUCUCGUCCGCCGUUAUGUACAGUAAUAAGUUUUACUAACAAUAAUAAAUCGAUAAAAAAGAAGAAAAAAAAUGUAGAUUGUUUGCUAGUGAACAUGCAUGCGAUGUGGUGAUUGUAUGCGUACGUAUACAUUUUCAAAUAGAUGUGGGGCAAGUUUAGUUGGGAAUGCUGUUUUUUUUUCUCUCUCGUGAUUCAAAAAAAAAGCAUUACGUUUGAAAUUCAGGAAAGUCGUUGCUAUUUUCGAAGUGUGAUGAAAAUAGAAAACGAAGUGAUAAAUUCGGUAUACGCGCUUGAACAUCAAUAAUAAUUCAUAGUAUCAACGUCAACAACAAAUUUUUCAUUUAUCGUAUGAAUUGAUGCAAUAAAUAAAUAAAUAAAUAAAAAUUUCAAGACGAAAGAAAAUAAAUAAGGAGGAGAAGACGGUGGUGACGACAACGACGACGACGACCGAACAACCAAAAGAAACGGGUGGGAAAAGCAGCAAUAGCGACGAAAUAAUUACAUUAUACGAUAUAAUCAAAUUUGUUGUGUUCAAGUGCAAUAGUUGUGUUAAAAAUGAACAUUACGUUUUGUUUGGUGGAUGAUAUAGUGCGAGCGACGAACGAACGAGCGAGAGAGCUGUGAGAAGGACAUGUGCGCAUAUGAGAGUUCAUUAAGAAAAUAAAUUUCUAUUGAAAGUAAUUGCGAAGGAGAAGAAUAAACGCGAAAUGACGCGAAUUGACCGUCGUUCAAGUGUGUGAAUGAAUGUGUGGAUUGCGUUUUUUGUUUUGUUCUCCUCUUUUCGGUGCAUCGACUAUAGCUGCAGCGUUAUUUUGAUAUUUUAUCUCUGAAUUUAUUGCCCCGAAUAAGUGAAUUAUUCAAAAUAAAGCCGUGUGUGAUUUGUUCCUGAUGGAUUUUAAAGAUAAUUCCAACAAGCCAAAGAAAUCCAUAUUGAAUACAUUGCUAUUAAAACGUUCCACAAAAGUUGAGCCACAUCCAUCAUCAUCAUCAUAUGACAGUGAGCAUCAUGACAGUGACCCAAAGAAUAGCAGCUACGACGAUCACCCGUAUCGUCCGUUGUCAUCACAUGACCAACCGAAUCCGUUUCAAACGAGCGUUUCGGCCAGUUCGACACCAAUCAAACGACUGCACAAAAUCGGAAAGCUAAACAGACUUUGGCAUUGCCACAGCUCAACUCAAAGCCUAAGUAGCAAUCACUCCGCUCCGUCCUAUUUUUUAAGAAAGAUUAGCACUAGUACCAAGAAGAAAAUCCGCAACAAAAACGAUCGACACAGCCAUCCGAUUAGUAGUCAAAAUGUGAUAACCGAUGACGAACAGGCGUAUGAUGAUUACAUCGAUUCGGAUUACAUUGAGGAUAUUGGCCCAAGUCCAUCGAAUAAGAAUAGUGUGCGUUUUCAUUCGAAUGGCGGAGUGAAUAUGUCACGUUCAAUAUCAAAUGGACGAUUCAACGAUGAUUACAAAUCUGGUGUGAGCAGAGUCACAAGCAAGUCUCAAGAACAAAUCAUUGUGAACGAUAUUGAUGAGAGUAUUGUCUGUGAUUCUAGUCAACAACAGUCUCCAACAUCAAAAUCACAUGAUGGCAAUUUUGCGUUUAAUCGUGAUGAUGAUUUCGAUUUUCCAGCUGGCCAUUCGAUUGCAAUGUCAGCGUGUCGAUCGAGGCUUCGAGAACGGCUAUUACCGCCCGGCUAUGCCAAUCGCAGCAUCAUACAAUCAUCGAACGAACAACAACAGCAAAAGCAGCAACAGCAACAGCAACAGCAUUAUUCAUUCCCAAACAUAGUCGAGAAGAGCUCGAAUCCAACGUCCACCGAACAUAAAAACAGUCGAUCCAUUUCAUGUGACUUACUAUCAAAUGCCAAACGAACUGGAAAAACAGAAUCAUUGGCAAAAAAUUCAUUAAUGGCUGCACAAUUGAUAAAUCUGAUUCCAACCGAGGUGGCACGAGAAAGGAGCUAUUUGGCAAACAAUUUAGCUGUUAAUUCGCUGUUGGGACCAGCGGAAUUGGAUCGCGUGCUACCGUCGCGGGAAGUAAAAGUGUUUGUCGGAACAUGGAAUAUGAAUGGACAGCAUCCACCGAAGCAAAUGAAUGAUUUUGUUUUUCCCGCUGGAGUUGAGCAUGUACCUGAUUUGGUUGUGAUUGGAACGCAGGAAUCAUGUUCGGAGCGUUUUGAAUGGGAAGUAAUUCUUCAAGAAACAUUGGGGCCAUCUCAUGUGAUGCUACACGCGACCAGUCUGGGCACAUUACAUUUGGCUGUUUUCAUUCGACGUGAUUUGAUUUGGUUUUGUUCAAUACCCGAAGAUGAUUGUUUAUCGGUUCGACCGGGCACAGCAUUCCGUACAAAAGGUGCCGUUGCAAUAUCAUUCUGUCUAUUUGGCACAUCCAUGCUGUUUGUCACGUCACAUUUAACAGCGCAUCAGCAAAAGGUGAAAGAGCGUGUGAGCGAUGUCAAGCGGAUAAUUCAUGCGUUAGACUUGCCAAAAAAUUUACACCUUCGCAGUAAAAACAAAGACGUUACGCAGAAUUUUGAUGCGGUAUUUUGGUGUGGUGAUUUGAAUUUUCGAUUGGGUGAACCGCGCGAAAAAUUGCUCAAAUGGAUUGAAACGACACAAUUUCCAUUGCCAUCACAUUUACCGCACGGUUACAUGCAUACCGAUCAAUUGAAAUCGGUGCUGGCCAACGGUGCUGCGUUCAAAGAUUUUAAAGAGGCAAACAUUACAUUUCCACCAACGUAUAAAUAUGAUCCAGGCACACAAAAAUUUGACACAUCCAGCAAACAAAGAGCACCCGCUUACACCGAUCGAAUCCUGUUCAAAUACAAAUCGAACCCGUUUGGACUGCGGCGCGAAAGCAAUUUGACGAGUUUUCUGCACAGUGCCAUCGUUGAGUGUAUCGCGUAUGAUUCGGUGCCGAGUAUUGUGUCAUCCGAUCACAAACCGGUAUGGGCAUUAUUUAAAACAUCCAUCAAACCGGGCAUUGAUUCAAUACCCUUGGCCGCUGGCUUGUUCAACCGUGAUGUGUAUAUUGAAGGAAUGAAACGAAGACUGACCAAAAAAACUUCAGAAACUUCAAAUGCUUGUUGCAUUCAGUAGCGGUUUUAUUUAUUUUAAUUUGAAAUAGGAUUUUAAUCAUUUUAAUAACUAAAAAUUAUGAAGAAAAUGGAAUAUAUAUAUAUAUAUUAUAUAUCAUGACCGACGCGCUAAAGAGAACCUUUACCAAAAGAGAAAACAAAACAAAACAAUACAUUUCUAGUGAGUUGUAAAAUCAUGAUCGUUGUUCGUAUUUUGCCAACGAUUUUAUUUUCUGUAAAUUGAAUUUUGCUAUUCAGAGAUUGCUGAGAAAGACAAAGAGUGAGUAGCAAGAGAAAGAGAUGCAAUAUGUAUUGUAUAUAUUUUAAUGAUGGCUUAAAGAGAAUGACAGAGGACAGUUGAUGUGACAACUAUAAAAAGAAACGUUUGCCUUAAAUGUUAACAAUUACAUUCAUAUUUUCAUUGAAUGGAACACAUUGGAAUUUUCGUUGCUGUGAAUGUCCAUGCAAAAGAAGAAAAAGAAGAAUUAAAAAAUAAAGAAUAAUCCAAAGCAA